Messenger RNA from Ictalurus furcatus (blue catfish), 1372 nucleotides. It is a transcript of the gene trappc6b, whose product is annotated as trafficking protein particle complex subunit 6B. Gene Ontology annotation, cellular component: TRAPP complex; cis-Golgi network; trans-Golgi network. The transcript is spliced from 7 exons. Gene Ontology annotation, biological process: regulation of GTPase activity; endoplasmic reticulum to Golgi vesicle-mediated transport. The coding region runs from base 615 to 1112 and encodes 165 amino acids. The record is from RefSeq and is a predicted model, not a curated record. Lineage: Eukaryota; Metazoa; Chordata; Actinopteri; Siluriformes; Ictaluridae.
ACUCGGACCCGACAUUAGUGUUAACUGUCAAGGACCCUUCAUGAACCCAUUUUAUGUUUUAAGUGCAUCUAUAUUUGAGACCAUACGCUUAAACAUACACUUCCUGAAGGAUUUAAUUACAUUUAAGGACAUAGAUGUGUGGGGGCUUUAGUACUAUAACUCAAGUAGAUUUUUGGGUGUUGUAUUUUUGACUGUAAUAUAAAAAGCUAUUUCACUGAAGGGAAGCUGUAAGAUCACCUUUUCAUCUUUGACAACAAACGCAAAUGCACGGACAGCUAAAGCAACCCGGAAGCCCAGGCGAAGGACUCUUGGUUGAUUCUCAAAUGACUCCCUAGUGUACACAUAGUGCACUAGAUAGGACGUAGAAGCCCAUAAUUCACAACCUACGUAGUGCACUUCGGUAGGAAGUUAGGAGCGGUUUGGAGUUCAGUCACUGGUUUGUGGGAGUUUGGCUCUACUGUGUGUUUUAUGGCUUUUAUACACAUCUGGGAAGCAAAAAUAGAUGUAACCGAGCAAAUAUAUUUUAUUUAUAUAUAUAUAAGUCGCUGUUGUUGUUUGUGUUAAAAAGCUACAGAUGAUAUCCAUAUCCAUGUACUAGCUGGGUAAUUCGCUGGAUGAGUGUUUUCUUCCCAGCAGAAAUGGCAGACGAGGCUCUUUUUCAGUUCCUCCAUAAUGAACUUAUACAGUAUGUCAACAACGCAGAAAGCGGAGAAAAUGAAAAUGGACGGUGUGUUUCUAAGCUUGAGAACAUGGGAUUUCGUGUGGGACAAGGUCUCAUUGAAAGGUUCACCAAAGACACAGCACGUUUUAAAGAUGAACUCGACGUCAUGAAAUUCAUCUGCAAAGAUUUCUGGACCUGUGUGUUUAAGAAGCAGAUUGAUAAUCUGAGAACAAACCACCAAGGCAUUUACGUACUACAGGAUAACAAGUUUCGGUUAUUGAACCAACUGUCUGCUGGUAAACAGUAUCUGGAACAUGCACCAAAGUAUUUGGCGUUUACCUGCGGUCUGGUGAGAGGAGGGCUCUACAACCUCGGUGUAAAGAGCAUCGUCACAGCUGAGGUGUCCGUCAUGCCUGCUUGUAAAUUCCAGGUGAUGAUCCAGAAGAUGUAAAACACUGAACAUAAGAACAAAUUCCUUAUAAUAUAUACACAUCAGUCAUCGUUUUGUUGACUUUUGAUUUUAUUGUACUAUUUUUUUUUUUUUUUCAUUGAAGCUUGUCAUUGGUUCCUUGCACGCAAUUUACAUCAUGUUAAGGUCAAGCCUUGUUGUAAUGUGUUCAUUUGUACCAUAACCCUGAUUUAUUACUAGUUUUACACUUUAUGUACUAAAACAAAUUUGCACAAGUUAUCAUUAAAAUGUGUUGCGUUGGA